GACGCCAGUCGACCGGAACUUUUUCGUUGAGAGGGCGCAGAAGGUGAUACAGGACACCAUCAAUACCAUCGUGGAUGUCCACUUCAGCAUGAAUCCGGCGUCGCUCCCACAGCAGAAGGACUUUGAAGCUGCUGACUUCAACUACGAACAGGUCACUUUCGACAGCUAUCGGUAUCACAUCGAGAACUCACCCUCCUUCAAGGGCAUGCUCACGAUGUACCAUUUCUACACAGUCCUGGCUGUGGUGCAAGAGGG
This is a messenger RNA of Symbiodinium sp. CCMP2456, 255 nucleotides long. Lineage: Eukaryota; Dinophyceae; Suessiales; Symbiodiniaceae. The record is from the annotation of a GenBank genome assembly.